GUAGCCUUCUCUGUUCGCCAUCAAUUCAUAGGCCAGAGCCUCGCGGCUUCAUUUCACUACAUCAAUUCGGGCCCUGACCUCGGGAUGUCCGGCUGCAUUUCUUCCCUCGAUUGUCGCCGGUAGAUACUCAUCCACAGGCCCGAAUGGAUGACAAUGACACCUCCACCUCCGUCCCAGAUUUCAGAUGGUACGGGCAACGCAAAACCCAAGUAUAAGCAUAUCAAACGACCAAGACCGAGUCUAAACUGUGCAGGCAAAUGACUAGCCCACACCACUUGUACCCUCUUCAACGAUCAGCUAACGUGAUUCAGAAUGUCGAAGGUUGAAAAUCAAAUGCGAUCGCCAAGUACCGUGCGGCAAUUGCAUCCGGCGAGGCUGUGCUCAUUUCUGCCCUCAACAAACUCUUGGUAGCUUCAAAAACAUCCGCCGCCGUGUGUUGCAGCUUGAAGAACAGGCCCAAUCGUCUGCACCAUCUCACGAUGUUACUGUUUCUCCGACUCCAGAUCAGGCCAUGAUCAAUCCCCAGAUUGUAGAUGGGACAACUGGCAUUGCUCCCACGUUGGAUGCGCCAGACCAGACGCCCGAUGUUGGCACCCUGGUGAUGAAUUCCGAUGGCAGAUCCAAGUUCAUUGGCCAGUCGGCCAGUUUCCAGUGGCUUAGAGAUGAAAUCAAUGGUUAUCUAGAGACACGCCCUCCAUCUCCAACACGCCUCCAAGCCUCUGAGGGGUUCCCCUUUCAUAUCCACCAACCUGGAGAAUUUUCUGCUCUUUGGGAGCGCCUUCCGCCCAAAGAUGAAGUGGCAUAUCUUAUCAGUUGUUUCCAGCGGCACAUUGCCUGGAACGGAUCUCCGAUCCUCGAAAGUGACCUUUCGAGCAUUCUUGACUGGCUGUACGACCUAGCUGGUACUAUCCCAGAGCAGCAAAGUAUGGCGUUCCAGCGUUUGGCCUUGGUAUACAUUGUACUUGCUCUUGGGUCAAUGUUAAACAUGGAGGUCGCCGCCGAUGAUCCUGCCUCUAGGUGCUUCUACAAGCUGUCCCAAGAAUGUCUGGUGUCCGGCAAAUUUCUCGUCCAUAACUCUCUGACUACAGUCCAGACACUGAGUCUGAUGUCCAAGUUUACCGCCUAUGCUGGGAUGAGAGAUCUCGCGUGGCAAAUACGAGGCAUGGCCAAUCGAAUCAUGUUGGCCAUGGGUCUUCACCGGGAUGGAGAAAGUUGGAACCUCUCUGAAAAAGACUUGGAGGACAGAAGACGGACGUUUUGGGAAGCUUAUAGCACCGAUGUGCUCAUUUCCAGCAAUUGGGAUAGACCCGGCGGUCUGCAUCCUGAUUUGUUCGACACCAAGUUUCCCAAAGACUUUGAUCAAGGUACAGGAUUUGAGAAGCAACGUUGUCGUAUGGCUGUCCUGGCCCAGGAGGCAUUGCAGGAGAGCCUCAAGGUUCGAUCAAAUUACGACAAAUUGCGGGAGAUCUGGCACAAGAUUCUCGACGUGGAGUCUGCGAUACCCUUUCAAUUACGGAAUCGAACGGCGCUGAUGUUCAUGGUAUCUAAAUAUCAAACGCUUGCCGAAGUCGAAGCGAACACGCCACCUGCAUCCACCAAUCUCCAGCUCGUCUUUCAAUCACAUGACCUCAUUGAUGUGGCUUCGACACUCAUCCUAUCCAUGUUCCGACCUUACUUUGUUCACGCGGUACAAGCGCCUGAUCCCGCGAAAUCUGUGUAUGCCGAAGCAUAUCUCGCUGUUAUCGAGCGGAGUAGCAUGCUUAUUGCCAAUCUGCGGUCUCUCCAUUCCAUCUUCCCACUUAUAUCCACUCGACAUUGGUUCUUUUGGAAUCACGCGUUUGCCGGUGCUGUCACCAUUGCUACCAUCUGCAUUGCCAAUCCAGGGAGCCCGUUGGUUGACCAGGCCAUGCGGGACCUCAAUUCUAUCAUCUCACUCUACACGAAUGUCCAAUCAGGAGUACCUCAAUCAUUGCUCAAACGCAAUCUCCAAUGGCUAUUGGAGCUGAGAGCAAAGGGCCUUGAAAAUAUCGAAGCGUUCAGGGCUGGGCAACCCUCAGAGACCAUUUCGCCCGCCGCGACAUCGGAGGAAACGGCCGAACAUUUAUUACUCGUUGGGUGGAGGAAGAAGCUGGUAGAACUUGGUCAGAGAGAUGCUGCACCCUUCACUGAGAACUGCCAGGAGACCGACUUGUCCGGUGCGACUUUUAACGUGCCCGGUUUUGACUUUUUGCCACAACUCCUUGGCCUUACAGCUGAAGGCUCCCAAUUCACCACUGAAUUCGACAGCAUGGACAUGUUGGAUUUUGGAUUUAUGCCAGAAUAAAUACAUGGCUAUAUGCAUCGGGGUCUAUGUCCUGUACCUUAAGCCUUCAACCGCUGGCCCUUUCCUACUGCCAUCCAUGCUCGUUGGUCUGCUAUCGGGUCACCGCCAAUCAUGUCUGGGGGCAAUGGUUUCCGAGGUUGAGUCAUAUCAAGUGGAAGUCCCCAAACUGUGCCUGUCUGCUUGACAAACACGUCGAAAUCAUCCACCAGCUCCUUUACUUUUUCGGGAUACUGUUCUGCCAAGUCAACGUUCUCCCCAGGAUCCCGAGACAAGUCGUGCAACUCCCAGGUGCCUUUGCCAUGAUCCUUUUUGGUCAUCCAGUUUAUCUUCCACUUUCCUUUUCUGAGAGCGCCUCGGCCAAACAUCUCCCAACCUACUGGUUCUUCACCAUAAAUCGGCGCCUUACAGGCAAGAUGCGACACCCAUGAUUUUCCACGCAUAGGAUAGACCAUAUGACCUCGAUACGGGACUUUUUGCAGUCCCGAAAGUUGAUUUGGAUGCUUGAUGCCCGCGAGGUCGAGUAAUGUUGGCAUGACGUCCAUGCAUGUCGCAAAUGUUUCCGAAAUGCUACCCGGUGGGUGUCCGCGCAAUUUGGGAUAUCUCACGAUAAGAG
Messenger RNA from Exophiala oligosperma, 2936 nucleotides. RefSeq lists its product as hypothetical. Gene Ontology annotation, molecular function: DNA-binding transcription factor activity, RNA polymerase II-specific; zinc ion binding; DNA binding. The record is from RefSeq and is a predicted model, not a curated record. The transcript has 4 exons. Gene Ontology annotation, biological process: regulation of DNA-templated transcription; DNA-templated transcription. The coding region runs from base 512 to 2323 and encodes 603 amino acids. Lineage: Eukaryota; Fungi; Ascomycota; Eurotiomycetes; Chaetothyriales; Herpotrichiellaceae.